This is a messenger RNA of Loa loa (African eye worm), 981 nucleotides long. RefSeq lists its product as hypothetical. The transcript is spliced from 7 exons. Lineage: Eukaryota; Metazoa; Nematoda; Chromadorea; Rhabditida; Onchocercidae. The annotation marks the transcript as partial. The record is from RefSeq and is a predicted model, not a curated record.
UGGAAGUGAAAAACCGAUCAAUAUAACACCCUCGGAGAACUGUUAUUGUGCAAUACUGACAGUCACAUCUCACGAACAUCAUCUAGAAAUACGCAGAAAAUUCGUAACUGCAGAUAUGCCAUUCCUCCCCAAUGAAAUAGAAGGAAGUCCAAUGAACGGAGUGAUUAUCCCAUACGAUUUAAGUUCAUCCUCGUACAAGAGAUUUUCUUUCUGGCGAGCCGACGAUUUUGAAUGGAUAGAAAAAAAUCUAUUACAUGACCCGAAAUCCAGUGAAGAUCCAGUGAAGUUGGUCAUUGUGAUUAGUAACAAUCUGAAAUAUACUGAUGAAGGUGCUAACAAUAAAGCACUGAAUACAGCUAAAAAAAUUCGAAAUGAAAAUGUUAGCGCGCCAAUUUGCAUUGUUGAUCAGCCGGAUAAUCGAAAAGAAUACAUCAAUGCGAUAGGGAUGCCCGAAGUGUUAGUGUUUUACGGAUCUGACGUAAAAGUAUCGACCAUUCUCGUGAAGAAAAAGGAUAACAGCAGAAGUUUGAAAACAAGGUUUAAGAAAUGGAAGAAGAAAUUGCUUUUCCUUAACAGUCAUCAAGUAAUAGCCUUUCAUUUUACUGUGGUCAAUGAAACUGAACCGGAGGAUAGCGAAGAAAUAUUCAGUAAUACAUUCCCAGACAUUCCGCUGAGUACGUUACGUUUACUCGAUAAAUCAUCGUUGACUGGAGUUAACUAUAAAGAUAAAACGACAUUAAUGAAAUCUCGCUUCCGUGCCGGUCCUGUAUAUGCCAUUGUUGGUUUUCGAAAAUUUGGUGGAGAAAAUCCAGUUACGGAAGAUCUCUCCGAGAAAUAUGAUUAAUUUCUAUUAUUCAUUGACUAUUUCAUAGACACAGUUCAGAUGAAUCUCGAUAAGUAACUCAAUUGUUUUGUCAGCAGUUAGAGCCAUAAAGAUAUUUUUAUGAAGAUGUGAUAAAUAUCUGGCAAUAUAUAAAAACG